Pocillopora meandrina is the source of this 12292-nucleotide messenger RNA. The record is from the annotation of a GenBank genome assembly. NCBI's taxonomy places the organism in Eukaryota, Metazoa, Cnidaria, Anthozoa, Scleractinia, Pocilloporidae.
CAGCUGUGAAAGAAAAUAGCCAUUUCUUAGUAAUGACAUCAUUUUCCGGUUGAGCUACAACAGCACGUUCCUGUUUAGCUGAGACGAAUUAAAAAUUGACCGUAACACGAGGAGCUCAUUUUGACGAAGCGUUUCAGUAAUGCGUCGGAACGGAGGCUGUUAAAGCGUAGAAUUCGCACCGAUAUAUAGAACAAUGUGGAAAACACUUCUCUUGGGGGCGAUUUUACUUUGCUGUUAUCCAGUCAUUGAGAGCAACCCAAAGCAGAGUGGUAAAUAUGGUUCAUUACAUACUCUAGGAUCUUUACAGUUUCGUCUUAAUCGACCUCCUCGUUUUCAUAGGCUCUAAUGGCUGCCCCAGAACAAAUAACGUGCGAUUCUGUGGCAAGACUUGCUCGACUGACGGAGAUUGCAAAGGAAAUAGAAAAUGUUUAUGUGACGGAGACUGUGGAAUGAUUUGCGUUAAAAACAGUAAGUGUAUAUGAUUGUAUUUGCCGAUAGGUCUUUGAACGAAGAUUUCUAGAAAACAGAAGGAAAAUUCUGAACCAACGAUAAAUGGACGUGUCUUUUUUCUUAACUUGACUUAACGUGUAAUGUAUUUGACGUAGGCGCUUUUUGAAAGAAGUACACGCAUAUAGAAAUUUCAGAACUCUGUCUAGAGAACAUAUCUUUACGGUUAUACGACGUAAACAUAAUAAUUACGAAACUGUAAUGCAUUCAGAGAUAUUUCUCUUAAACAUCACCAAAAAACGCAAACAGAAAACACGACUAAGAUUACGUUCAAUGUGAACCAAGAUGUCCUCAGCUUUCCAUUAUACUGAGAGAGUAGUUCUAUGUGAUCUAAUCAAACGCAUUUAUUGACAAGGAUUCUUGAUAAGACAUUACAUUCCCCACCGUGGGUCACGCAAUUUUAUAAUCAAGAUUAUUCGUGAUGAACGGGCUACCAGCGUGACGCGACGAAAGUGGCAUAGAAAUUCCUAUUACGUUUUGGGCGAGGCAUAAUAUCUUAAUAAAGAAGUAAAUACCCCAUUUUUUGCCUCCUGAAUACAGUUACUUAUACUUAGUUCUUCAGAUUAUUUUGUGGAUAUGUUAAAAGAAGAAUCAAUGAAUAUGCUAUCAACGCUUCAUUCGCAGUGAGAUUACUCCUCUCAGUACACUGGCCCACUUACAAGCCUUUCUGAAUUGGGCCUGCCCGCUCGUAUGAGACCUUUGUUAGCCUAGGGCUUAACUGUACAAAAUGACUAGUGAAAAAUGAAGCUGCAAAUGCACCAAUAACAUUUGAGGAAUUUGAAACGAUUAUGAUUCAUGAGGAACUACGCCAUCAAAUCUUCAAGUGGAAAAAUGCAUGUCUAAAAAAAGAUACAGGCUCCUGGUCAUAUAAUUAUUUCGUUCCAUGUAUCGUAUCAACAAAUAAAAAGUACGACGAGUGCCCAACUUUCUAAUUUCACAUCUUUUUUUGUAGACCUCAGAUGUGAAAACUUGCCUAAGGUAAAAAACGGGCGUUCCAGCUUCAGCAACACCAGCUACUUUCGCAGCGUGGUGACAUAUAAGUGUAAGAAACCGUAUAAACUCCGCGGCUCAGAAACACGAACUUGUAGAGCUACAGGAAAAUGGGAUGGAGGAAAAACGAGAUGCAGUAAGUAUGAUGCAUAAAAUUCAAUGUGUGUUCCUACAAUUUAUCAAUCCGAGCGUUCUUCCGAUUAUCCAAUCAUCCAUAUUUAAUAGUUUAAAAUCCUUUCUCAGGAUAGACAUUUUUUUCUUUUAUUAUUUUUUCCUACGGCCCUGACAUAAUUUUUCAAUUUAUCCGUCCGUGCUUCCAUUUAUUCACAUUUUAUGCAUUCGCUUAUCUUUGGCCUGUUCGUUGUUUAGUCCAGUCUUUAUCGUUUCCUAGGAUAAAAUUCGAUUGGUUAAUCUUUUCGCAAAGUGCGCGUUCAUUCAGUGAAAGUCAUUUGGUACAGUAAACAAUUCAGUUCACAAAUCAUCAACAUAAUCAUCGGAUCAUUUCUUCGCUAUUGACAGAACCCUUUUGUCAGGAUCCAGGGGAAAUCCGUUAUGGAAACAGACGAACUGUACGUAAUAAGGGUGUGAAGUAUAUUCAUUUCUGGUGUUAUGAUGAAGAUAUGUAUAAAAUGGUAGGAACUCCUCGAAUACGGUGCCAGGAAAACGGACAAUGGAGUGCUCCAAAGCCAAAAUGCAUCCGUGAGUAGUUGAUGUGGGAUAAAGAAUAUACUAAAUUUUACAACUUAACAAUGCUUGGUCGUCAAAUGAACCGCUGAAUGAAAUAAAUCGAAGUCUUUGAUGAGUUUAAACAUCAAAUAAACUUUGAUAUUCUUAAUUUUUUUUUAAUAAUUCGCAAGUCAGAAUUAGAAUGAAAAAGUCACAACAUUAUUCAUGCAAAUAUUUCGGUUUAGCUAAAAAAGACGACUGAACAAUCUGAAAGCAUGCAGACGGAAAGAAGUUAAAUUUUUUCUUUUUGUUGUAAACGAAAUGCUUAACCUCUUUAUUAACCGUCUCCAGUUGUUCUUGUUGAUAGAAAAAUGUAGCCGUUAUGAACAUCAUAUCAAAAGGAAUCGAUUUUAAAGGGAAAUAUGAUCUAGGAGUUACUGGGUUACUAAAUUUUCUCGAUCUGUCCACUUCUUGAGUAUAUCUCGUGAUCACGGCUUGUAUAGAAACUCAAAGUUAUUACGUUCUCUUAUUUGUUCGUUCACCAGCUCCUUUUUGAUUUCCCAUUUCUCAGUUUUAUAUUUUCUUUCCAUGUUUUUUGUUUGAAUGCCACUUUGCAAAUGCUUUUGGUUAUUAUUUUUAUAUAUUAUAGCAAUAGCCCUAUACACUAUAAACAAAUAGGCCUGAAUCUCUUUGAAUGAUAGCACUGUGUGCUUUUUAAAUUUUAAUUCUGUGUAGUUCCUUCAUGUGACAAGCCGAACAUUCCAGACGAAGCUGCUGUAAUCUAUCCACGGUCAAUGGAUAGGGAAUUCAAGUACGGUGACAAAGUGCUAUUGAAAUGCAAGGAAGGAUACUUUAAGUCAGGACUUGGUGUUUACCAAUGCAAGAAAGGAAACAUAUGGAGUGGAGGCAUCACUUGCUCACGUGAGUUUAGUCUGAUUAGAAUUACACUGCAUACUCACUCCGUGCUGACUCGCCAAACUUAGUCAGAAAGAUAUCUCAAUCAAACGCCAGAUCAUUGGGUCAUACUAUUGAGCAUUUUUACUGGGUACUGAUGCACAUGCAUGGCUUUAAGUGCAUUCUAGCUUAGAAAAAGAAAUACCAAAAAAAAAAAAGAAAAAUAAAACUCUCUUUCUUUACCCUAUAGAUGGAAAAAAGUAGGUUACGAGAAAGACGGAUAAAUUGUUGGUUUAGUUAUCCAUUUUUUAUUGAAUAAGGCCGUUUUCUUUGGAGUUUUAAGCUUCCUUACGCGAUGAAAAAUUCUUAUAAUAAGAUCACGCUGGAUUUUUUUUUUCAUAUUUUUACUCCACGGUAUCCUUCAUUUGAUUUUCCCUGCGUUGUGUCUGUGGUAGAACUAACCAGCAAUUUAAAUCAAAAUGGAUCUUGCUCACAUAGUAUUUGAUUAAGAUUCUUAUCAAUUUCAUCAGCUAAAAGCUGUGGCCGCCCAAACGAUAUCCCUAACGGAAAGAUCAUAGGAUACGUAUAUUCCUUUAAAGAAAAGAUCAGAUACGAGUGCAAUGAAGGCUACAAUCUUAAAGGACCAUCUUAUAGAACAUGCCAGGCUAACGAGAAAUGGGGAGAUAAAGACCCUAUUUGUGAAGGUAAGAUAUUCGAUCUUGUAAAUAUUAGGAUCAUAAGUAUUACAGUUUUGUGAGGAAAAUAUAUAAAUUUUUCCAAAUUUACAAUUGUUUUCCCCUAAAUUAAACACGAGUGAGAACGAUGCAUGUAACAUGGAUUUGCAAGUCAGAUGUUGGAAUUAUGGAUCAACCACUAGUCCUCAGAGAAAAAUCUUGCUAUUAAUGUAGAUACUACUUUGAAAUAAAACUGAUUUUCGUUUCGUUCAUUUAAUGAAGGCAAUAAGGAACACGUGGAUUUUCGUGCACUAUUUCCUCGAAAAUCUCUUAAGAAUUAUUUAAUAGCUGCCCUAUACACUUAUGUCAGCAGUUAAACAGCAAUUUGAGGGGAGUGAAUAGGUAAGAAUAAUUUAUGGCGUAUUGAUGAAAGAGUAAUAGACUGUUUUGAACGUACGAGAAACGAAAUACGCAUUAAAAAAAGAUAAAAAUAUUGGAUAGGUAAAUAAAAAAUCUGCGCUCGAGCCAAGCAAGCUUAUCCCGGUUUUUAUAGUAUGAAGCAACUAGGUGUAUUAAUACUCCCGCUUGGUUGAAAGAUACCAGUUCAUCACAAGGUUACCCCCAAAAUUCGCCGGUACUCAUUUAUAAUGAGUAAGGGGGGGGGGGAGCAUUGACCAACGCAAUGACCAAGUUAGGUCUCGAGGCAGAAUUUCUCGGAGUCCAGGCCACCAACAAUUCGGUUACCGCAUCCCACAUAUGGAAAAUAACAUCGAAUAUCAUUUUUAUUCUCGUUUGUUGUUGUUGUUGUUGUUGUUUUUCGAAAGUUGCGGAUUGUGGCCCCUUACGAAAGCCAGAUCAUGGAGAUAUAAUAGAGCAAGUGGCGUUUACCUAUGGAAAUAGAAUAGUGUUCGAAUGCACAGAUACGGGUUAUGAGAUGAAAGGAUCAAGAGUAAGGACAUGCCAAAGUGAUGGAACAUGGAGUGGCUCUCCUACAACAUGCGAAAGUACGUUAGAAAAAACUAAUCAGCCAAAGAAGUCACAUAUAGAUCACGUUGAAUAUUUUAAUAAUGGUAUUUGCUUUGCAACAGAAUUGUAACCUUACUAAUUUGACUGAUAAAUUGAUUGAUUGACUGAGUGACUGACUACUGACAGACGGACUGACGAACUGAUUGACUGAUAACCUGCCUGGCGGAUCGACUGAUUGCGAGUUCCAAUAAAGUUUGUAUAUAUGUGUGUAUCGAGUGGUCAACUAAUUAACUGAUAGAUAACUUGAUCGAUUUAUUAUUGCAGUUGUUCAGUGCGGAGAUCCUGGGACACCCACGAACGGAAAACAAAUUGUAAACAAAGGUUUCGAAUAUGGUGGAUCCGUGGAAUUUAAAUGCUACAAAAAUUACACUCUGGAAGGGACGCGCAUAAUCUACUGCCGAGCGAAUAAACUAUGGAGUGCUUCAGUACCGCAUUGUCGAGGUCAGUAUCAUUUUAUAACAAUCUCUUAAAUUGAUUGUGUGGUCUGUUAGUUCGGGUUAGAGUGGUACCGAGGGGACUGUUGUUGGUUAUUGUGACUGACGUUUCGAAAAUCUUAAUGGAUGUUAUCAUCAGAGUCACGUGAUGCGCUGUCUCUUGCCUGGUUCCCGAUUGGCCAAUUUUCCCGAGGUGUGUUGACUUAAAGAGUUGUGAAAGUUGGUGGUUAUGGGUUAGUUUCGAUCCUUGGCCGUGGGUUUAGAGUUGAGUCGCUCCGUUCGGUUCUUCUGUCGAACGAAUUGUUAUUAUUUUCUGCCCUUUUGUACACACUCAACUGGAAAAGCAUUGCUCAGGAAAAGUAUGAACCAUGAAAACUGAACUCUGGAAAAACAAUUCAGAGGAACGACCUUCCUUCUAAAGGUGAUCAUUAAAGUACACAAACCAAGAAACUCCCACUUAUUUCGAAGAAAAAUUGGAUGGAAUCCCUUGCCUUUUUUUUCUUAUGGUGAUAAGAAUUCAAAAUACCAGUCGUAAACGUGCCAAAAAGGAUCAUUUCAUAUGGUGCCAAUUGCAUUUGUAGUCUUCCUUGCGUCAUAAAAAAUCCUGUUCUCUAACAAGUAAUUUCUCUUUUGGGUUUUACAGCUUCCUGCAAAGAUCCUGGCAAUCCUUUGAAUGGGAGAAAGGUUAACCAUGACUUCCGUCACAAAAAAACAGUGUCUUUUACCUGUCAAAAAAAUUACGCGUUAGAGGGAGCGCGAACAAUUACAUGUUCAAACGGCCAGUGGAGUGCUAAGAGGCCACUUUGCCUUGGUGAGUUUUUCCAGAAAAAUUAUGAUAAAUGCAAGAUCCUGCAUGUUGUUCAAAGGUCUUAGUUUCCUUAGUUUCAUGAUACCAAGCUCAAAACGCAUUCCAAUCGUAAAUAGAUUGCAUUCAGAAACUAACUUUAACAGCUUGUCGUUACUGAAUUAUUUAAAUGGACGUGGAAAGCCGGGAUAAUUUUUUUGCUUAUUUUUUCUUAACACACCUAAAAAAAUCACUCAAAAGACAAUAUUAAAAGUUACGAGCAAAAGGUGAAAAAGCUAUCUAUGAAUUUGAUGUGAAUUUUCCUCUCCUUAGCACUUUGUCCUGCGCCCAUUGCACCAACGAAUGGCAGAAUACAGGGCAAAGACUUCAGACAUGGGCGGUCUAUAAAGUUUUGGUGUUCCCGUGGUUACACAAGAGUUGGUGCUUUUUCGGUCACAUGCAAGGAAGGAAAAUGGGGCGCACCAUUUCCAGUGUGUAAAGGUCAGAAUUGUUAUCUUGUGCUUGCCAUUACUGUAAAUAGCGCAAUUUAAUACAUUUCAACUACUUUCUCCUACAUGGGUGUUCAAGAACUAAGAAAAUCUAUUAUGACAACAGCAAUUUAUAACAAUGUGAUAUAAAAUAAGAGGGAAAUCAAGAAUAACAAUAUAAAUAGAAACAAACUCAAUAAACAAUAAUAAAUUAAUCAAAUUAGAAUGAAAAAGACUGUUUCCAUCGUUCAAAAGGCUUGAUGACUGAAAUUCUUAUGUUCCAGCCCAAAUCAUUUCAACGCCAGUACUAGAUAAAGUUUUACAGUUAAGAUGGCCCAUGAGUUAAAAAAUUUUAGAUCUUUCUAGAGCAGAUGCAAAGGAAAACGGUUUUCAGACCUCCUACUUUAAUCGCAUUGUGAAACUUUGGAAUUACCCUUGUUCUAUUGCUCCUAGUCUUCUAGUCAGGCGUUGGAAUGGGGUGCGUUAGCACACUGAUUGUAAACCUUUGUGAAGGAAAAGUAGAAUGCAAAUUCAGACUUUUUCGAUUAAUGACAAUUUAACCAUGUAACGAAAAAUAGAGAAGUACCAUACAACCUAAUGUUAAGGGGAAUAUGUAGGCAUUUAGAGAACACAGUUUUCCUAAUGAAUACACCGGCGCUGACCUAUAAAUAUCACAGAUCUUUUCUAGUUCUUAGAUAAUAUCUUAAUUGCUCACUGCCGAAUGGUAACUAAUAAAAUAACAAUAUUCUACUUGAAAAUGUACGUCUAAAAGGCAAAGAGCAAUUUAAUGAUUACCUUUGAGCUUAAUUUAGUAAUUCUUUCCUGUUUGACUCCGUAGCAUCAUGUGCUAGGCCCAGCAUACCUGCGAAUGGCAGAAUAGUGGGAAAUAUCUUCAGUCAUGGAAAAUCUGUAUGGUUUUACUGUUCGUUUGGCUAUACAAGAGUUGGCGCCGGUUCGAUUAAAUGCGAUGAUGGCAAAUGGGAUAAGCCGUUUCCAGUCUGCAAAGGUGAGAAAUGUGUUAUUUUUCGCAACUACAUGCAUUCAUGAUGAGUUAAGUAACGUUUGCUUUACGAUAAAUUAAAGGCAUCUGCCCAACGCCGAGCGCUCCACGAAACGGAAAAUUGGGUCAGAAGGUAUCUCUUGACAAACGUUUCCUUGACGGAGAUGAAGCAACAUUCUCCUGCAACCGCGGGUAUGACUUGAUUGGUAAAAAGAGACUUCGCUGUGUUGGAAAAGUAUGGGAUUUUGGAGAGCCUGAAUGUAAAGGUGAGGAUGUUCCAGCCCUUUUGAAUAAAAGGUAUCCCUUGAGAAAUAUUUUUGCUUCAAUGACUGGUGACCGCUUGAAUUAAUAGCUUUUUAGUUUUCCUCUCCCGCCCCCUUCCCUUCUCCCUUUUAAGAACAGUUCUGAUUAUGAAACACAAGCCAAUCAACGUAUCCUCAAGAAAGGAAAAAUCGUUAUAGAGGUUGUAGGGAAUUUGUUCUUUAUGCAAAAAUCGAGACUGACUCAAACUGUUCUGCCGGGAAACGUGAUAUUAACAGCAUCUAAUAUACCAGUAUCAAUUUGCUUCCGCGAUCACAUACAGACGACAUUUGAGUCACGGCUCCUCGAAAAGCAACUCCUGCGGAACCUCUCUUAAUUAAGAUGAGAAGUAAAUAAUUCCUUUGAUCAUAGAAGAUACUUUCUAGGGUGUUUCUUCCAGGAUUUCUCAUUAUAAGUUAUUAAUAUGUAUCAUGAAGAUACAAUAUUCAGUAAAUGACUUAAAGAAACUUUACGUGAUGACAUAAUACAUUUGCGAAACUUACACCACGUAAUCAACAUACUUUUCAAAUUCUUUUAGCUCCAUGCAAUCCCCCAGGAUUCCCAGCAAAUGGCAAGGGGAAAUGGCGGGACCUUAAACACAACUCGUGGGUAACAUUUUCUUGUGAUAAAAAAUAUCAGCUUGAGGGAAGAAGACAAAUGCAAUGUAAAGAUGGCAUUUGGAGUGGUAACCGUCCUAAAUGUGUCGGUAAGAAAAUUCGAAUAAGAUGUUCCUUUGAGUUCUAAUUCAUAUGGAAAAGAAAUUCUGAGCGAUAUCAGUUGUUUUGUUUUUACAUAAAAAUCGUAUAUCCCUUUUUUCUUUGGUCUUCUCCAAAGUGUGGUUAUGGCGUUGCACAUUGUAGAUAUAUUGUGACAACCCCAUUCUAAACUGUACUUGUUUUUAUAGUUCUUCUCCUGUCUUUUCUGAUCUUUGAGACUUUUUGUUUUGUUCUCUACCUACUUUACUAAUACAGCCGUGUGUCCAGAUCCUGGUGAGCCAUUGAGAGGCAAACGCCGUGGCAACAAUUUUAGGAAUGGUAGCAUAAUAACUUUUACGUGCAACACAGACCACGAGUUGAUAGGAAACAACACUAUACGGUGUGAGGACGGCGUUUGGAGCGGUAGCGUCCCUCUCUGUAAAGGUAUGGUAUUAUAUUAGAGGUUUCGAGAGAUAAUUUAGGUAACCCUUUUGAUCCAUUAUUUGGUAAUUCGUUCAGCACACAAUUACACUGUUUAAUUUGUGGGAAAGUAAUAUGCCUCUGAAAUCAAACCAGUUAAAAGGAUAUUCAAAUUUGUAAUUAUAAAUAAUCACCUCUAUAAUAAGAUAACCAACUACCUGUUAAGUUUAAGUUAUGAGGGAGGGAGGGAGAAAGCGAAAUAAAGCUAAAGUAUCGUGAAAGACAAACUUUAAGCGCGAAAAUGUUCAUGAACAGAGAGCAGCCCAGGAAACCUGAUCUUCAAACUAUGCCUCAGCCCUGAAACAUAAUUUCAAGGAAUUGAAAAAUUUCGUCGAUACGCUCUGAAUGGCACAGCGAGAAAGCAAGCUAGGACAAUGCACACGAAACAAACUUACCAAAAAACAUUUCUGCUAUUGAAGGAAAAUGCAAAUUCCAAGGCAGUCCCAAAAAUGGAUACACAACAAACAGAAUCUUCCUAAACGGAAAACUCUUUUCACAUGGUAGCAACGUCGAGUACGCUUGUGAUGUAAAGUACACUAUGGAUGGCACCAACAUUCUGCACUGCAACGAUGGCUUUUGGAACGCUAGCAUUCCCUUGUGCAAGGGUAUGUAUUCAUUCUGUGCUAACACGAAGUUGACCUCUAAAUUACUAUUAUCACCUUGAAAAAAUUGGUGGUUUAUUAAUGUAUUUUCAUUGAACAUCGCUGUUCUCUUUCGUAGCCACAUGUACUGAACCUGGGUUAAUAGACAGAGGAAAACGAAAUGGUACAGAUUUUUCUCACGGACAGGUGGUCACGUAUGAAUGUUCUUCAAAAAACUACAGUUUGGUUGGAAAUCCUCGUCUGACAUGUAACGAUGGAGUCUGGGAUUCAGCUCUUCCAGUUUGCAAAAGUGAGCAUCCUAAAAUAUACAUAUUUUAGUGUUUCUUAGUAUUUUAAAAGACGAAGCACAUAGUUGUCAAUUAUAACCGCCUAAGUUUGGUAAAUUUUCUUAGCUAGAAAGCCAAAAACACCAUGAUCAAACAUAUGCUCGCAAAGCAUGUCACACAGACCUGUUUGGGCCACACACUUCGAUGCAAUAAAGUUCUUGCAAUAUUUCAUAAAGUAAUUUGGUGAUACUCAAUUGCCCAACCUCUCCUUCUCUAAACUCAAGACUUGUGGCAUAUUUUUGUUCUAAAAUAGACAUUAUUUUGGUUGUCGGGGUACGAAAGAGGUCUCAGUGCCCAAGUAUAAUGAUAGGCAUAUAUUAUCAUGGCAUUAUCUGUUAUAUCUUUCAGAGUCUUGUAAACCCCUUCCACUGUUAUCUAAUGGAAAAAUCCAUAACAAUGGUGUCAGUCAUGGGGCCGUGGUCUCUUUCUCCUGUAAUUCAGGAUUCCAGCCCCAAGGGUCCUUGCAGAUCAAGUGCCUCGAUGGGAUAUGGAAUGAAAGUUCACCGAGUUGCAUAGGUCCAGUUUCUCGUCAAUCCAUUGCAUUAUCAUAAUAUCUUUUUUAUCAGUAUCACUAUAUCAUUAUCAUUAUGUAUUAUUUUAUUUUUAAUUCAAAUUAUACUUGUCACCUUUGAGUAAUAGUUAAGUGUCGUCUUUCUCUUCCUUUAUUCAAUAAGGGAAACGAUAUCGCGGCAUAUGAAUGAAUAACCACCAAUCAAUCAAAAGUCAUACUAGCCUGCAAAGCAGGCGUAAUUUUGGCGGGCGAGUGCUUAGUAUUUUCUUUACAAAAAUUAUGGCCGCCAUCUUUGAUUUUAUGGCAGCGAUGGCUGGGGAAGGACGACGAUCAAAAAUAAGGAGAGGGGUAGGGGAGUUAAGAUUACUUCUCGCCCUCCUCCCGCCUCCUACCCUCACCGUCCACUCUAACUCCAAAUCAAACAUGGCCGGUUGAAUGGACGAUCCCGAGCUUAUAACGUUUGAUCGUCCAAGUGAGACACCUGCACAGCAGGCUGAAGUCAUAUAAAUGUGUCAAUAUUUCUUAACUUCAAUUUCCAUCAAUUAUUGGUAUUUGGCAAUACGUUUUCCGGAUUGUGUCAUUGAAUAUGACAGUUUUAACGAAAAGAAUAGGAUGGAUCUUGGACCAUCAGCCUCGUGUUUAUUUUCGUUUCAUUAAUGUUCAUUUAUAGUGUUAUGUUCAUCUAUAAGCCAGUCUUAGUUAUCUGCUUACUUGUUUCUGUAUUUAUUGACAGCCUCUAUUGUUUUCUUUUAGGCGUAUGUGCUAAGCCGGGAAAACUCCGUAACGGGACAGUUGUCGGAAGCAAUUACAGCUACGGUUCUGUGAUCAAGUUUAAAUGCAAUAAAGGCUACAAGUUAAGAGGCUCAGCCAAGUUAAAGUGCAGAAGGGGUGUAUGGGAGGGUCAAUUUCCAGAGUGUGAAGGCAAGUUUAUGUGUAAUGUAAAUAACAAUGAUACCAUCAAUAUUUCAAUGUGAAUACAGUUGGUAACUCUGUCACGAUUAAAGUGACAGAAAAAUAUAUUAGAGCAAAUGAAAAAGCAGUUUAUUCAAUUACCUGUAUAGAAACGCUUUUAGGGUCUGUAAGGUUCCUGAAAAAAAGUUGAGCGUGUAAUCUGACGUGUUGCAUACUGUAUCUAAAUGUAUGUUCAAAUUUUUAUUUAUCAUUCAUUACUGCAGUUUGAAUUAAUGAUAGUUUACUCAUUUUCCUUUAGUAUGUGUCCGGGUCGGAGCAGUGUUUUGGGGAUUUUGGCAAAAUAACAUGAAAGCAGACAAUUACUGGAAAGCUUCCAUCACAAGGAUAACUGCAACACAUUUUGACUUCGCAUUGGUAAACAAUAACAAACAGACGCGUAGUUACCGAAGGACUGAUCGAAAGCUCAUCAUUGAUAAAGUACCAUCCAUAGGGGACUUAUUACCUAGCUCGCCUGUUAUAGCCCAUCAGUUUGGCAACUUAGGGUGGUAUCGAACUGGAAAAGUUAAUAAUACUUCAGGUGACUCUUUGGUGAAAGUGCAGUUUGAUGAUGGUGGAAAAAAAUGGGUUAAGCUUGGACGUGUACGUUUAGUUUCAUACCCUGACUUUUGCUCUGAUGUUGAGUAAAACACAAAAUAUAACGGACUGCUUUAAUUUGAGAAUAACUCAUUUACGAUUUCCUGCUUGGAAAAAAAAAAUUCCUUACAGCCAUGUAGCUUGUUGUUAGUGUGUCGAGACAAGUUGGUUAACCCUCUUUUCUGAAACUUCCUGUAAAAUUAAGUGUGAAGCAGAUUAGCAUUGGGAGUGCAAUCAAGUGACAUCCCCCUUUAAGAUAUGAUAGAAACCAAGUUUAGAAUUUUUGUUUGUUUUUGUUUUUUUUUUUCACGGCCCCAGUCUUAGAUUGUGUCACAGGUAAUAAACAUACUCCUCCUGAGGUCUCUACGCC